This is a messenger RNA of Cydia amplana, 2440 nucleotides long. It is a transcript of the gene Suv3, whose product is annotated as ATP-dependent RNA helicase SUV3 homolog, mitochondrial. The record is from RefSeq and is a predicted model, not a curated record. Bases 75 to 2384 code for a protein of 769 amino acids. Gene Ontology annotation, cellular component: mitochondrial degradosome. The transcript is spliced from 15 exons. Gene Ontology annotation, biological process: RNA catabolic process; mitochondrial RNA 3'-end processing. Lineage: Eukaryota; Metazoa; Arthropoda; Insecta; Lepidoptera; Tortricidae. Gene Ontology annotation, molecular function: ATP binding; RNA helicase activity; hydrolase activity, acting on acid anhydrides.
UUUCUUUAAACCAAAUUCAGCAAUGUGAAAUAUUGCAUUAAAUUCUUAGUCAAAUUAUUUCUGUUGUAUACAUAAUGUAUAAAGGCUUCACAAGAAUAUUGGCUCUUUAUUGUACAGAAAAGGCGCAGCCAUGUGUUUCUCCAUUUAUAAGAACAAAUGUGUUAUGUACUCGUAACGGGAAGUUGGGGUGUAUAGGUUAUGUUUUUAAAAGGACUAAAAAACACGACCGCGGCGGGCCUUCCUCUUUAUUUGUGCCUGUGCCGGUGAAGCCGAAUCCUGAUGACAUAAACAUAGGCGAGGAGUUCACAGGACGAUUGAAAAAACAAGAUUUACUGAAGAUUUUGAACCGGUUUUAUCAGAAGCCAGAAAUACGCGUUUUAGCGUCUGAGAAUGGCUUGGAUGACCAGUUAUUGCAUCAGGCAUUCCUUUCAUUUAGAAGACAUUGUUUAGAACAUGAUUUGCCGCCUGAUUUACAUAUAACUAUAAGUGAUAUAGUUCAAGGUGCUGGGCACGUAGAUGACUUGUUCCCCUAUUUUCUCCGCCAUGCUAGAUUAGCCUUCCCACAUUUAGACUGUUUAGAUGACUUGAAGAAAAUAUCUGACCUCAGAACUCCAGCAAACUGGUACCCUCAAGCAAGGAGUAUGAACAGAAAGAUAGUAUUCCACGCUGGCCCAACGAACUCUGGGAAGACAUAUCACGCCAUGGAGAGGUUCCUUGAAGCCAAGUCUGGUGUGUACUGCGGUCCGCUCAAACUGUUGGCCACGGAGAUAUACCAUAAGUCUAAUAAGAGGGGUGUACCCUGUGAUCUAAUCACUGGUGAGGAGCGACGGCAUGCUAGCCAGAGCAGUUCCCUCGUAGAGUCAGACCUAGAAUCUACCUCGGACAACUCAGAUACACUUAUAGAGUUAGAGACUGAGUUAACACCGUCCACCCACACCGCCUGCACUGUGGAGAUGACCUCACUCAAUAAUACUUAUGAAGUAGCAAUAAUUGAUGAAAUACAAAUGAUCGGAGACAGAGGGCGCGGGUGGGCGUGGACAAGAGCGAUUUUAGGAUUACAAGCGGAUGAGAUACAUUUAUGUGGCGAGGCUGGCGCGAUUAAUCUAGUCGAAGAGAUAUGCAACACAACCGGUGAAGAGUUAGAGGUGCGAACAUACAAAAGACUAACGGAGCUCAAAGUUGAGGAUUGCGCUCUGGCGUCACUCGACAACGUAAAACCCGGGGACUGUAUAGUGUGUUUCAACAAGAACGACAUAUACAGCGUGAGCCGAGCCAUUGAACAGAGGGGCCACGAAGUAGCGGUUAUAUACGGAAGCUUGCCACCCGGCACAAAACUGGCCCAGGCCAACAAGUUCAACGACCCGGACAGCUCAUGCAAAGUCAUGGUGGCUACGGACGCUAUAGGACUUGGUAUCAACUUGAGUAUAAGGAGGAUAAUUUUCUACUCCCUAAUAAAGCCCGUGAUAAACGAAGAUGGCGAUAAGGAAAUGGACGUCAUAAGUAUAUCACAGGCUUUACAAAUCGCAGGUCGCGCCGGUCGCUACGGCAGCGCGUGGGAGACCGGAUACGUGACCACAUACAGACCGGAAGACCUGCCAACACUCAAGGAGUUACUUAGCAAACCUCCGGACCCGGUCACCCAAGCCGGUCUCCAUCCCACUUCUGAACAGAUGGAGCUAUACGCGUACCAUCUGCCUCACGCUAGCCUUAGCAGUCUCAUGGACAUAUUCGUCCACCUCUGCACCGUAGACGACUCACUAUACUUUAUGUGCAACACGGAGGCCUUCAAGUUCCUAGCAGAGAUGAUACAACACGUCCCAUUGCCGUUGCGAGCGCGCUAUGUGUUCUGUUGCGCGCCCAUUAACAACAAACUACCGUUUGUGUGCGCAACCUUUCUCAAGAUGGUCCGCCAAUACAGUCGGAAUGACCCCAUCACUAAAAACUGGAUGUCCAACACAGUCGACUGGCCGCUGCCGGCACCAAAGACCAUUAUGGACCUAGUUCAUCUCGAGGCUGUGUUCGAUGUACUUGAACUAUAUCUGUGGCUGAGUUACCGGUUUCCAGACAUGUUCCCCGACGUGAAACUAGUCAGAGAAAUGGAAACAGAACUAGACGCCAUCAUCCAACAAGGCAUUUUCCAAAUUACCAGGUUACUAAGGAACUCCGAGCAGGUGCUUCGAGAAGACGGCGAGGACGCGGCUCACGCGAGACACAGGAAGCCGAGAACUCACGCGAGAGACGAGACCAAGGGGAAACUGUCAGAGAUGCUCGUGUCUAAGGGCCUAAUAACACCACAGAUGCUAAAGAAAUUGCAACAAGAAUUAUCAACAGAUAAGAAGACAGACACCGUCAGAGGGAAGCCAAAUAGAAAUAGAAGAAAAUGAGUGGUCUAGUUGUACUAUAUAUCUUUAGUUUGUACUUGACAGAUGUUUUUUAUACA